ACAUCGCUUUAAUUAAAUCAGUAGCUACGUUGCUAUAGGUACUAUAAACUCCGCAAUAACAUUUACACUCAGGUAUAUAAGGCUUGAUUACCAAGCGUAUAACUAUGAUUUGAAAAUGUAAUUUGAAUAAAUGAGAUUAGAUUUAAAUAAUUGUAUAUUUCACAUAACACGUCAUUUAACUAGAAACCACGAUGAAAUACCCAGCAGCAGUUUUAGUUAUAACUGUUUUAAGCAUUUGUCUAGUUGCAACUAGCGGAAAAAUAGUUAGAGCAAGACUAGAGAGCUGUCCAGGGUGCUCCUUGAAUCGACUUCUAGAAGUAAGGCAGUUUGCGUAUGAAGAUAUAAAAAAAUAUAAAGACGUGGAAUGGAAGAAAAUAUCUGGAGCAAAACCAGAACUUGUUUUUUUAAAUGAUCAAGAUGAAGAAAUUGAAAGAGUUCCAUUAAGUACUCUAAAUAGAAAAGAAUGCAAUGAGGUACUAACAAGUCGAGGUUUUACACAAGAGAAGAAUGAAGAGCUUUGAUUGGCACUGAAGGAAAUUUCAACUUAAAAAUGCUAAUAUUACAACAUGAGACUAAAAAUAGUUUUAGUUGCAUUGUAAUUUUCAAUAAAUAUUUCAUAUAUUUUCACAAACUUUUUUUGCAAAUAUUAUUAUAUUAAAUAAGAGAGCUGGACAUUUUGUCAACCUUUUUUUGGAAUUCAAUACCAAAACUCGCUCUUUCCACACCGAGCACAUAAUGGUGAAAGCAGAAACGAAGUUGUAUCUAUAUAUUUUAAAAAGCCGAUCAUGGAAAUUAACAAAGUUGUUUCCUUUUUUAUAUAGGACGAUUGUCUACCAAACUUUACUAGUUUCAGCGCCAUUCCUUCUUUCGCUUUUUCACAGUGUUUUGCAAUUUAAAUCAUGGGUAAAAAUAUGGAUAUGUCUCUGAACCAUUGGUUAGAGUGUGUUUAGAAAACUAAAUUAGUGGAAUAACUGCUAGUAAUGUAACAAAUAACAUUUUUUGAACAUUCGCGGAUGCAAAUGUUAAUGUUCAGUUUUAGUUCAAUUGUCUAUGUUGUAACAUUUUGAAUAUUCCUUUGUUCACGUAUUGUGGCACAGUAGUCACUUCGGAUUUAUUUAUUCUAACUUUCGAGUUUUUGAAGAAAUUAAUUUGUUAUCGACCUCCCACUUCAUUUGAGAAAUUCAAUAAAACCUCGAAAUUGAUUCGAAUUCUUCUUCUACCUAUCUAGACUUGUAGUGAUUUUAUUCUUUAUAUUUACUGGAAAAUUUUUCUUUGCUCACAAAAAUUUCAGAUUUUUUUAUGAAUUUCCUUUUGUUUUAAGCAAAUUUUGUGUGAUAGUUUUCAUAUGAAUUCGUAUUUUCUAUUUAUUUGGGGAACAGAACGAAUAGAAUACAACAGAUUCCUGUUUGGUUAAAUUUUAAAAAAUAUAAAUUCAGUUUUUUGAUAUGUUAGAGCAUAAGCUCCUUUUGUUCAAAUCUGUUCUUUCUACUCGUUCCUUUUUCCGUAAUUUCCAUAAUUUCCAACUGUGUUUUCGUUCCCACCAAUGUCUUGGUGGUAGCAUUUAAUAUUUUAAGCUUUAUUAAAUUUGGCUUUUGCUUUUGAAAGUAUUUUCACUUAUGAAAAAUGCAAAAGAAUAAUAAAGUGUUUGUUUGA
Messenger RNA from Diorhabda sublineata, 1653 nucleotides. Its product is annotated as selenoprotein M-like. The record is from RefSeq and is a predicted model, not a curated record. Gene Ontology annotation, molecular function: oxidoreductase activity. Bases 192 to 521 code for a protein of 109 amino acids. Gene Ontology annotation, cellular component: endoplasmic reticulum lumen. The transcript has 2 exons. NCBI's taxonomy places the organism in Eukaryota, Metazoa, Arthropoda, Insecta, Coleoptera, Chrysomelidae.